AACAUUUUUCUUCAUCUCUUUUAAUCAACAAUUUAACCUUUUCAUAACACAAUAUGUUGUCAUCUAAUGGAGCCAAUGGAGGUCUUCAAAAACCACUGCGAUUACGACGAGUUAAUCAUUCAGAUGAGGUUGUCUCGGGAUUCAGUAAACUCCUUAAAACUGAAUCUAUGACAGAUGUUACUCUAAUAUGUUCAGGAGGACAAACAAUUAGAGCUCAUCGUGUUAUUUUAUCAACUUUUUCACCCUAUUUUAGGGCCAUCUUUGAAUCACAACCCUUCUCCAAUAAUCCUUGUCAGUAUCCAGUUAUAGUAAUUAAGGAUUUGGCUCUUAGUGAAUUAAGAACCAUUGUUGAGUUUAUUUACAAGGGUGAGGUUUCAGUGUCAAGGGAUAAGUUAUCUGCUGUACUUCAAGCUGCCAAAGAGCUUGAAGUCUCUGGUUUAUCUGAUCUUAAAGUUGAUGGUAACUCGUCUUCAUCUACAUCAUCUUCGUCUUCAGCAUCACCUUCAACAACAUCCAAUAAUCAUCAUACAAUCAGUGGAAUAAACGGUGACAUUGAACUGCAGUCUAUUCGUAAUCACAUCUCAUCAAUGAAUAAUGGUGGCUCCAUUUGGAAACGAUCUCAUGAGGAUCAUUCAUCAAACCAUGGAUCGGUUAAUUCAAUGUUCAACUUGGGUUAUGAGACUCAGAUGAAAAAAUCCCGAGUAACUUUAGAAGGGCCUGAUGGAAUCGCAUUGCUAGGUGAUAAUGGUUCUUCAAUGGGCGAUAACAAUUCAGUUCGAAGUUUACUCCAUCAACCUAACCGAAUAUCCCAAGAGCUUCAAAAUAUGAGAUCGCUGCACAAUUUUUCAUCGAUCAGUAAACAAAGACAUUUAACUGUUGAACAACUCUACCAACAAAAGCAGCAACAUAUUCAACAAAGACAAUUACUUCAACAAAAGAUUAGAGUUCAGCAACAACAGCAACAGAUCAAACAACAAUUGUUGCAGCAGCAACAACAGUUGAUUCAGAAAAAUGUCUCACCCAAGAGUUUACUUCAACGAUUUGCCGGAUCACCUCAAAGCAAUGGAAGUAGCUUUAACCAAUUUCAGGAAAAGAUAAAGGCUCAAAUGGCUGCCCGAAAUGGAAAUAGCUCGAAUGAUCAAAACAAAGAGGAAACUGAAGAUGACAACAAAAGCAAAUCAGAAGGCAAUGAUAACCCUAAUGGAGCAGAAAGUAGAAAUCAAGUUGAAUCGACUGAUGAGACUGUUGAUGUUGAUGGAAACACAGCUGAUGAAGCUGAAGACUUAACCAAUGCUAAUGAUGGUGAUGAAUCUGAAUUGAAAGAAUGUAGUGAUGAAAGUAAAGAAACUGACGAAGAGCAAAAAUCCAAAAGUCGACACAAGAAGUCUACUCCUAGGAAAACUGUCGCUUCUGAUGAUAUGGGUGACUCUUACUCUACUGAGAACGCUCAAGGAGAUGAAGAAGAUGAAGAUGGAAGGAAAAAAGAAGAAAAUUAUAUGAAUGAUGGUGGGUCAGACGAAGAUGAUGAUAGUCCAGUUAUUUUAAAAGCAACAAUCGAUGAUGUUAGUGAUUACAUUGACGAGGAUGAUCUAAACGAGGAAAACGAUGAUUAUGAAACAAGUGGAGGUAUUGAUAGAGAUGUUAUAUUCCAAAGGCAACAACAACUUAGAUUACAACAAUUACAACAACAACAAAAGUACCAACAACAAAUGCAAUUCCAAUUACUUCAAGAACAACAAGAGGCCAAACUGCUUGAACUUCAUCAACAAUUACAACAAGCAACAACCAAUGAUACAAUUGUACCAGAUCAAGAUGACUCUGCACCAGAAUUGAGUUUAGAUUGGCAAGAAGGUUUCACAGAUGAAAGUUUUCCUUUGAUCACCGAUCUAAGAACAGGAUCCGCAGCUUCUUUAACCUCAAACAAUCGGUCUGGACUCGACAAGAAUGUUUCUGAUAAUGAUUCUACUUCUAAUAAUUGUAAACAAGCAAUGCCUGAUUUCCUCCAACCUCGAGGACCUGGUAGACCCAGAAAGGGUAACAAAUCAAACGAUAUCAGUCCAUGUCCAGAAUGUAAUAAGGUAUUUGUCCGACCUGAUGUACUUAAACUUCAUUUCCGUAGUGUUCAUCUCAAUGAAAGACAUCCUUGUAAUAUGUGUCCCAAAAUAUUCAAAUGGCCGGGUGAUUUAUCUAAACACAAAAGAACCAAACAUCCUGAAGCAAUGGCAGCCCUUAAUAAUCAAAAAAACCAAUCUAGUAAUAGUUAACCUCUGUUAAUGGAAAUUAAAACGUAACAAUUGUUAAUUUAA
Molecule: messenger RNA, 2306 nt
Organism: Tetranychus urticae (two-spotted spider mite)
Lineage: Eukaryota; Metazoa; Arthropoda; Arachnida; Trombidiformes; Tetranychidae
Biological process (GO): regulation of transcription by RNA polymerase II
Cellular component (GO): nucleus
Molecular function (GO): protein binding
Source: RefSeq, a predicted model, not a curated record